GCUUGGUUUAUAAGAAAAGAAAGGGAUCCUAAAAAAACCCUAAUCAAUCACACAGGCGGCAAUAAUGGCCCUAUGGAAGAGAUCAUCAUUGUCGGUUCUCAUGGGAGGGCGGCGGUUGCUCAGUUUACCUCCUCCGACUCCGACUCCGAUUAGUCGUUAUCAUUCAAAAGGAGGUUUCUUCUCCCCCAGCGAAGAAGAAGAAAUAAUAAAGAGGCGUUUUGAGGCAUGGGCGGUUGAACAUGGCAAAUCCUACAAGACGGUUGAAGAGAAGGAAAAGAGGUACAAGAUUUUUAGAGAGAAAUUGAGGGCCAUAGAAAGGCACAACUUCAAGUUCCCUGAUUACUGCAAGAGAGAACUCACCAAGUUUUCGGAUCAGACCUGGGAGGAGAUUCGUCGUAUCUAUGGUCAUAAUUGAGACUGCUCUUACUUACUUAAAAUUCCGUAAUUAUUUGAAGCAAUUUUUAAUGUGAAAUCUGGAAAUAACAAAACUAAUUCAUGGUUAGUCUUUACUCUUUAAUGAUUAUUCAAAAGUGACCAAUUAGCCUA
Messenger RNA from Helianthus annuus (common sunflower), 546 nucleotides. RefSeq names its product probable cysteine protease RDL3. The record is from RefSeq and is a predicted model, not a curated record. Lineage: Eukaryota; Viridiplantae; Streptophyta; Magnoliopsida; Asterales; Asteraceae. The transcript is spliced from 2 exons. Bases 65 to 415 code for a protein of 116 amino acids.